AUGAAUGAGCAGUUGAGAGAGCAUUAUCCACAUGUUAGGUACAGAUCUCAUGAUGUUCAUUUGCCUCGAAGAUGGGAUAUCAAUCAAUCAUCUACCUAUCUGGAAUUGUCUAAAAAUGGAUUACAAGUCUCUUUUAAAUCUGUGCCCCUCCAAGGCGACAAGGACAUCUCAGGAGUGAUCCGUAGCGAUUGCUGCAUUCCCGCCUGCUUCGGAACCUACUAUUUCGAGGUCACCAUUCUCCAUUGCGAGGGAAAGAACGGAUGUAUGGGUGUUGGGCUGAGUAAAGCGAAUGGGGACCUGACUAGAAUGCCCGGAUGGGAUCCCCAUUGUUAUGGAUACCAUGGGGAUGAUGGGAACUUUUUUAAUGCUUGUGGUCAUGGGAAGUCUUAUGGACCAAGAUUCGGGAAACAUGAUGUCAUUGGAUGUGGGAUUGAUACAAAUCUGAAUAUCGUGUUUUUCACCAAAGAUGGAGAGUUACUAGGAAUUGCUCAUGAAGGAAAACCUGGAGAAAUGGAGAACUUGUAUCCUACAGUAGGAUUAAGGACUCCCGGGGAGAAGCUGUACGCCAAUUUCGGUCAAUAUCCAUUUAAAUUCGAUUUGGACGACUAUAGACAGAUUCUGAAUAAUCGAAAAGUCCGGAUGAUUGAAAACAUCAAAGUGCCCUCAAACUUUGGAAAACAUAUGGAACGAGUUGUCGCUUCGUUCCUAGGGUCUUGUGGAGCAUUGGAGACGUUGAAAGUGUUUGAGAAACACGCGAAUUUGAAGAAACCAGUGGAUUAUGAGUUUUUGAGAAAGAGAAAAGAAAUCUCCCAAAUGGUUGUCCGAGCUACAAAUGGUGCUGGAAUUCAAACAAAACUUGAGGAAUAUUUUCCUGGGUGUCUUGAAAAUGAGUAUAAGGUUCAACUUCUACUCCUAUGCCUUCGAUACAUCGAUCUAGCACUAACAAUUGAAAAUGUGCCUGCUAGCUUUGGAGCAAUCAAAGAUGGACCAAGUAUAUCGAAGCCGGCUCCGGCACCCCAACCGAAAAAGGGACCUUCGACUUCAGGCAAAUCAGGCAAAAGAAAUAAGAAGGGACAGCAAAAAUAUGUGGAUCUAAAGACUGAGGAGCAAUUGAAUGAGGAGGCUGUGUUGGAUUUUGCGAAAAUUGAUAAAUUCUAUGAUGAUGAGGACACUGGGGAGCAAAUGCUGGAAGUUGAUGGUUUCUCAAUAUCCCGCCGUAUGUACGUUGAACUUUACGCAUCUGGAGAGUUUCAAAAACUCAGCUACAUUAUGCGACUGGGUCGUGAAAUUGACCGUAUCGCAUUAGCCGUUGAAGACGAGCUGAGCAAUAAGGAUCGUCAGAUUUUGGAGGAUUCACUUCUCUCGAUUGUCAAGCAGAAUGCACCUGGAACGUAUCCAUUGAAGGCGAAAGAUAGGCGGUACAUUUCGAAUUGUAUCGUGGAGAUGAUCAAUAAUUAUAAAGAUCCAAAUGUGUUUGAAGAGAAGGAUGUAGAAGAGGAAAUGGAGCCGGAACCUGUGGAAGAGACGAAGCCGGCCAGUGUCCCAUUGGAUCCAAAGAACUUCUAUACAAGAACCUAUGGACCAUUACGACAGGCAACUGAUCCACCAGAACGUCAACCAAUCCAAGCACCAAUUGAUAUUAGAAGAGAACAGACUAUGGCGGAAUUAAGAGAAACAUUGAGAGAGGAAGAAUUGAAGAGACAACCCAAAAAGGUUUAUUCGGAGCUACGUGGAAUGUUCAUGGCUUGGCAGGGACUGCAUCAUGAGAUGGCAGAGUUGGGAACACCUGGAGCCGCUAUCUAUUUUAUGAGACAUGUGCUCAAACCCACGCUCCUGAAAAAGAUAAAAAUGACCAAAAAUCAACUAAAAAAUCUAAUAUUUUGGGAUUUUCAGACACUGAACAAGUCAAAAUUCUCCGCGAAUCCUCCAGUUUAUUCCGAUGAGCCUAUGGAAAUGGGAGAUGAUGAAGAGAAUGAGGACGAGGAGGAAGAGUAUAGAGAAAUGGAUUAA
This is a messenger RNA of Caenorhabditis briggsae, 2010 nucleotides long. Gene Ontology annotation, molecular function: protein binding. The record is from RefSeq and is a predicted model, not a curated record. The transcript has 9 exons. Lineage: Eukaryota; Metazoa; Nematoda; Chromadorea; Rhabditida; Rhabditidae. The coding region runs from base 1 to 2010 and encodes 669 amino acids.